CAACGGGGCACUGUCAUGCACAAAAUAAGCACGCAUUUGCGUUUGCCCUAAAAGUAACCUAUGCUGAAUUAUUAUCAAAGAGCUCCUUUGGACUGAAGCUUUAGUCGUACUGGUACUAAAGACCCCGUGAAAUCAUUCCGUCUGGUUUGCUGUGGUUCAGGAGAACAACACAAGAGCAAAAUAGGACGCGUAAUACAUCUCACAUUGCUUUGGGAGUGAUUUUGAGGGAUACACAACGCGUCAUAAGACAUGGACAACAUGCACCUGAAACCGCUCGCAGCCGACCAUUCGGAGGCUAACGGAGAAAACUACAAGCCAAAGCACCCUCAGAGGAACACUAGAAAAACUCUCUGUUCAACGGUUAAGGCAUUUGCUCUGGACGAGACGACAGCACAUGGCUUCCCCAACAUUUUUCGCGCCAAGACAUCCCUCGGGCGCCUGUUGUGGACGUUCCUUUUCCUGAUCGGGGUCGGUGGGACAAUUUACCAGGGCACUACCCUUGUCUUGAAGUUCUUAAGUUACCCAGUCAGCGUGGAGGUGAAAAUCGUCACGCGACCUCUUCUUGAGUUCCCGUCGGUCACAGUGUGCAACACCAACAAGCUCCGCCAUUCCGCCAUCGAACAGUCCAAACACAGACAGAUGCUGGUGGUUGAUCUAGCUACCUCUUUGCCAUAUUACGCGCCUUGCCUUGAGGACGAUUUUGCCUGUGAGAAACGACCAGUGUGCAUCAAGAGGUACCUGCUGUGUGAUGGCAUAAGACAGUGUGGCAACGACGACUUGAGUGAUGAACAAGACUGCGAUUACGAAUCCCGUACCUGCACCGACCGGCAGUUUCGCUGCGGCAUUUCAGGCAGCCGCAGGGGCAUGUGCAUACCGCUCAGGAAGAAAUGCGACCGGCGUCCGGAUUGCUAUGAAGGGGAGGAUGAAGAUGACUGCGAAUGCAAGAAAUCAGAGUUCAAAUGCUGGAAACGAGGUGGUUGUAUCGCAAAGAAGAACGUGUGUAAUGGGAAGGUAGACUGCUUUGAUGGCAGUGACGAAAACACCGAGAAUUGUGGUGACCAAAAUCGUCCCUUUCCCGAUUGUACCUCGUCGUGGUUUUUCAAAUGCUCCAAUGAAGCACAGUGCAUCCCUCGCAUCUUUUGCUGCGACGGUUUUGACGACUGCCUGGACAGCUCGGACGAACCCCCUUGGUGUGAUUCUAUAAGCGAAGAUAUAGGCCUAGUGCCGUACAUCCCAACUUGUCCGUCAGGUCAAUUCAUGUGCACGAGUGACGAGGAGUGCAUCCCUGAAAGCUGGGCUUGUGAUGGGUCUUUGGAUUGCAAGGAUGGGUCAGAUGAAGCAGUAGCCCUCUGCGGUCGACCAUUUUGCACACCACCGCAGAUCCUUUGUCCUGCUGGCGGUAAUUGUGGAACACCGUGUGACCUCAAUCCCGAGUGUUUAAACGGAUGGGAUGAAACGAAUUGCACUUGUCAGGUAUUAGACGAGGAAACCGUCGUAGAAGACAUCCACUGCAGAGGUGUGUCUUCUGCAACGUAUUUCGUGGGUGCCGAGUACCUCUACCUGACAUCCUGUCUUGCGAUAACACCCGUAUAUCAUUGUGAUGGAGGAUUGGAAUGUUUCAACCCUACAACCAAGCUGCCAGACCAUUGCAAAACAGUGUACUCUGAGUGUUACAUCGCCACUAAUGGAUGGGACUACAGGGGCACUCAAACCGAAGACGAUUGUCUACCGUGGUCAGACCCACGGGUUGCCCUGCUCAACUACACGGGACAGAACUUCAGGGAGCUGGAGGGAGUGAAGCCGGGCUCGACGGUGGGGCACAGUCUCUGCCGGAACCCAGGAGGUGAGAGGGACACGAUCUGGUGUUUCGUGGACUCCAGGAAUGGGUCACUGGAAUAUAAGGAUUGCGUGCUACCUCCGAAGCCUGCAGCUAGGGUUUCUUGUCAUCAUGAGUCGUUUAGUGUGGCCCUUUCGCAAGACGACGAGUCUGCCGAUCCUACACAAGGGCGCGUAGAAGUCAGCUUCAGAACGGGCGCCGUCGGCACGAUAUCCGACCCUGACUGGACUCUGGAGGAUGCCAACGUGGUUUGUCGACAGCUCGGUUUUCCCGCAGGAGCGAUCGUGAACUCAACCAGUGACUUCGGACCGGGUACCGGGCGAGUGCUGCUCAGGGAUGUCCAGUGCAUGGGUAUCGAGGUGAACCUCAUCGAUUGCAUGUACAGACUCGCUACGGACCAGGAUACCAAUCACACUUAUGAUGUUGGCGUGGUCUGUAAUGAUACGGACGCUGCUCUAAGAAGACGGAGAAGAGACGUGGACCCAGCGGCAGAGCCAGUUACCGAUAGGCCAACACCCGCAUGUCAACUCGACGAGUUCCAGUGCACAGAGGGAGAACCAGACGGUACCAUACAAUGCAUCCCUCGGGAGUACGUGUGUGACAGAUACAACGAUUGCGGCAACGAUAAGGGGCUUCUGAAGCCAGGCAUGCCCAUGGACUCAGACGAACAACAUUGCAAUCUUUCCGUUGGAGAUUGUGGACAUGGCAAUUUUAAAUGCCGGAGUGGGGAAUGCAUCCGUUACUGGCAAACUUGCAACGAAUUCCCCGAUUGUCAAGACGGGAGCGAUGAGCUGCUCCUAGAAUGUGAAAUUAGCUGGACCGCCUGCCAACCCAAAGAGUGGCAGUGCCUAGAACCUCGGCCCGAUGGGACUGUCAGCUGCAUUCCUGGGUCCUUCCGAUGUGAUAGAUACAACGAUUGCGGCGACAAUAAAGGACCACUGACUGCCACGUUAACUAGGGCCUCAGACGAACGAACGUGCCAUAAACCCGGGGAGGUCCCGCCCGAUAACUACUACCAUUGUCGCGACAGCUUUAAGUUCAUCCAUGAAUAUGCUGUCUGCAACACGGUAGAAGACUGCAAACAUGGCGACGACGAGCAGAAUUGUUCCUCGGCAGGCCGAGCUGAUCCAUUCAGGGACGCUUUCCAAGAUCCACAGUGGUAUUUUCCCUAUCGACCAAUGGUGGACAACGAACACCGCUACCUUUUCGACGAUUUCAUUGAACAUUUUAGGGCACCCCCAUUCGGGCGGGUCAAAGGUGAUAACCCCCCGGACUGGAACGGCUUUGCGACGUUCAGCUCCACACCCGAUUACAGUGACCUCGUCGGGGUGGCAAGACUCAGCAAGGAUGAAGUCAGUCGGUACGGACACCAGAAGGAAGACUUCAUCUUGCAGUGCACAUACGAACAGAGAAAGUGUAACAUGAGCAAUGUCGAGUUGUUGCAAGAUGAUAACUACGGUAACUGCUUCACCUUCAAUGCUGUAAUAGACAACCCAAUCACUUCACAGAAAACAGGCUCCAGAUACGGUCUCCAAAUGACACUCUUUCUGGAACAGAAUGAGUACAUUAGCAUAUACGGACCGGAGGCCGGAGUAAGAGUGUCCAUCAACCCCAACCACAUCCGGCCCAAUCCCGCCGAAAAUGGAAUCACCGUAAAACCCGGAACCGUCACCUCGUUAGGUCUGAGAUAUAAUUAUGUUCUCCGCAAAGGACAUCCGUAUGGGGAGUGCUUGAAGAACGUAACGAACACCAAGAUUAUUGCUGAUGGCGAGAUUAAAAUCUCUUCAUCAGACCAUUAUGAUCGAGAGCUGUGUAAGAAAACAUGCAUUCACGAGUACAUUAGAAAAUAUUGUGGAUGUUCGGAUACACUAGAACUCAACGGUGAGCGAUGCAGUUUGCUGAAUAAGACCCAAGAAGUCUGCACCCAACUCGUCUACUACCUUAGUCAGCACAACAACCUAACCUGCUCCUGUCCACAGCAAUGCAGUGAGGUGUAUUACACAAAGACGAGUUCGAUGUCAAAGUGGCCCUCACAAAAGUUUGCGGACCACCUGUUGCGAAACAUACGUUCAAUCAAUAAGAAAACCCAGCAUUUGAAUGAAGACAAUUUGUUUGACAAUAUUGUGAGACUUGAGAUUUAUUACGAAGAACUGAACUAUGAAAGCACUAAGGAGGUAGCAGCUUAUCAGGAGGCUUCCCUGUUUGGCGACAUUGGCGGUAUCGUAGGCCUGUACAUUGGCUUCUCUCUCAUAACGGUCUGCGAGUUCAUCGCUCUAUUCCUGAAACUCAUUAACAAGUUUUGCUUUAAAAGAACUGUGAAAAUAUAGUAUUUUGAUGCGUGACAAUAGCAGACAAUAGUAAUGACUUGUAGAUGGUACCUCUAGGAGAGAUUCCAUGGACCUUUGCACUAAAGAAAUCCUAACUGUAAUCACACCUGGCCCUAACCCAAACUUAACCUACUCUCAUCAAACUUUUAAAUAUAUGUGUCGCAUCACGAUCAAUCCAUUUAGACCUAAGAUUAGGACUUGAAACAUUAGGGAGGGAUUCACAUGUCCACCUAAUACACCUACGGUUAGAGUUAAAGUUAUAGGGUCUAAGGUACAACUUUUUAGCAAAAUGUGUCUCCUUAAUAACUACAUAAAUCAUGCUUGUUAAAAAGAACUCCUCCUGAGUGAUUGCAAGUAGUGACACUCUUCCUUUACCAAAUCUCAGCCUGUACACUUCUGUCAUUAUGCAUGAAUAUUCUUUUGUUUACUACUUUACUUGUAUGUAGUUUAAACAUGACGUUUCUAGGUCUCGGUCUUGUACCAUCAGGUCUCGGAUUCAGACCAUCGGGUCUCGGUCUCGGUAUCCAACCUCAAGGGCUCGGUUUUGGUCUCGGGCUCUGACCUCCAUCAGGUCUCGACUACAACUCUAAUCAUUGUUAUUCUUGUAAGCUGUGGUGUUUUCUGAAGUUCCAAUUCUCUAUUAUGUCCAAAAUACAUCUCAAAAAUUAAUUAUCGUUUGUACAAACUAAUUAAAGGUAUAUUUAAGUGCGAGUUUGGGUAAACUGGUGCGAGGUUUAGUAAAUUAGCGUGAUAAAACUUAAAACAUUUUGCUGCGAUCUUUCUACAUUUGAGUUGUUAGAUUUUUAAACAUUUGUCACAUUUUAUAUUAACGGUCAACAGUAAUUAGUGCAGUGUGAUUAAGUGAAAGAGAAAUCCACUUGAAUGUGAUCUUCGUAACAAUGCUGUGGCUAUUUAACUGUGCCAUAUAUUUAUACAUGAUCUAUGUGUACUAUUGGAACUAGAUAUAGUAGAAGUGAGCGAUAUUUUGUGCAAACUGUCUUGUUGUGUAUAUUGAGUUUAUAGAUUUUGUUUUAGAUUUUACACGUUUAUACUUUACCGUUUAUUUGUAAGUGGUUGGGAGUAGCAUUUGCUUCAGGAAUAUAACACGUAUCGCAGUGCGAGAACAUUUUUACAUUAUUGUUUUAUAUUUUUAAUUUUCAAUAUGUAACGUAUUAAUGUAACUAGGGCCGUAAAAUGUAAAAUUAUGUGUCCAUUGAUAAAAAGCAGUGAAUGAAAUGGAA
This is a messenger RNA of Patiria miniata (bat star), 5405 nucleotides long. RefSeq lists its product as uncharacterized. Gene Ontology annotation, biological process: sodium ion transport. Gene Ontology annotation, cellular component: plasma membrane. The transcript has 29 exons. Bases 250 to 4164 code for a protein of 1304 amino acids. Gene Ontology annotation, molecular function: protein binding; sodium channel activity. NCBI's taxonomy places the organism in Eukaryota, Metazoa, Echinodermata, Asteroidea, Valvatida, Asterinidae. The record is from RefSeq and is a predicted model, not a curated record.